UUCCGCUUCCUAGUCGGCAGCGGAGGCGGGAGAGCGGGGGGGGACGGACCGAAGCGCGAGACGGCCAAUCAGAGGAAGGCGGGCGGCAGCGGAGGCCAAUCAGCGCGCGGCGCGCCGACCGCGAAUGGGAGGGCGGGGCUUCUGGUUUCCGUUAGGUUUUUCGAACGGCGGCAGGGGCUGGGCGGGGGGGAGCGGCGCGUGCAGCGCUGCUCCUCUCACAGUCUCUGGGGCCCCUCAGCCCCCCGGGGGACCCCCAUGGCGGCGGCGGAGGAGGAGGAGAGCAGCGGGCUGCGCGCCGAGGUGCUGCGGCUGACGGCGGAGCUGCAGGAGGCCACGCGGGCCCAGGAGCAGGCGGCCCGCUGCGGGCUGGCCCUGCUGGAGGAGAACGGCGAGCUGCGCCAGCGCUGCCGGGAUCUCGAGGGGCAGCUGGAGGCCCUGCGCGUGGAGCUGGCCUGUGCCACUGAGGCCCUGGCAGAGGCCCAGAGCGGCCAGAAGCGGGCGGUGGCCGCCAGCGAGAGCCGGGAGGAGGCCCUGGUGCAGGAGGCCGCAGCCAAAGAGGCCCAGCUGGGCGCCCGCCUGGAGGAGCAGCGGGGGGACCUGCGGCAGCUCCAGGGUCAGCUCCGCGACGCCCAGGCGGAGAACGAGCGCUUGGCUGCGGCCUUGCAGGACCUGCGGCAGGAGCGCCAGGCGCUGUCGGGCGAGCGCGCCCAGCUGCGGGACGCGCUGCGGCAGCACCGGGAAGCGGAGCCCCAGCGGCAGCAGGAGCGCCGCGACCUGGAGGAGGAGAUCGCCUCCCUCCAGAAGCAGGUCUGCCUGCUCGCGAGCAGCCAGGCGGAGCUGGAGGCGCUGCGGCAGGAGGGCCAGCAGCGCGCGGAGGAGCUGGCGCAGGCCGGGGCCCGGCUGGCCGAGCAGGAGCGGCUCCGGGCGCAGGCGGAGCGGCGCCUCGAGGAGGCCCUGGGGGCGCUGGCGGCCGAGCGGGAGCGGCGCCGGGAGCAGGCGGCCGCUGGCCCGGGGGGCCCCGAUGGGGAGGGCGACGGCACCAACGCCGCCCCGGUGCCCGGCGACUCACCCGGCCCCGCGCCGGGCCUCGUCGCGGACCUCUUCAGCGAGAUGAGCCUCUCCGAGAUCCACCGGCUGCGGGAGCAGCUCCUCCAGGCGGAGCAGGAGGCCGCGGGGGCCCGGGAGGAGCUGGCUGAGGCCCGGAGGGCCCUGGGGGCUGGCUCCGCCCCUGGCCCCGCCCCCUGCCCCGACCCCGCCCACCAGGCGCUGACCCGGGAGGUCGCCGCCCUCUGCGCUGCCCUGGGGGCCAGCCGGCAGGCGGCGGGGACGGCGCUGUGCCAGCUGCGGGGCCGCCUGGCAGGGCAGCAGGCCGCGGCGGCGGCAGCGCUGCAGGGGCUGCGCCAGGAGCUGGCGGGGCUGCGGGAGGAGGCGGCCGCCCUGGCCGCCCGCCGCGCCGCGCUGGACGCCAGGUGCGAGGAGGCGGGGGCCCGGGCGGCCGAGGCGGAGCGGCGCCUGGCGGAGGCGUGCGCGGAGAAGCGGGCGCUGGGGGCCCUCCUGCGCCAGGCCCUGCGCCGGCAGCGGGGCCUCGCCCGGCGCCUCCGGGGGGACACGGGGCCCGGCCUGGCCCCCCCCGGGCCGCUGGCCUGAGGGCACUGGGAGCACUGGCAGCACUGCCCCUCCCAAACUGGUCUCACUGGGACCCCAAUAAACGCUCCUGCUGCACCACCGCCGCCUCCUUCCCUCCCCCCGCCCCGGACGCCUGGGUCCC
Molecule: messenger RNA, 1768 nt
Organism: Dromaius novaehollandiae (emu)
Lineage: Eukaryota; Metazoa; Chordata; Aves; Casuariiformes; Dromaiidae
Product: protein bicaudal D homolog 2-like
Exons: 9
Coding region: 256-1647 (463 amino acids)
Molecular function (GO): cytoskeletal adaptor activity; dynein complex binding
Source: RefSeq, a predicted model, not a curated record